Cygnus olor (mute swan) is the source of this 908-nucleotide messenger RNA. RefSeq names its product histone H3.3A. Gene Ontology annotation, molecular function: protein heterodimerization activity; structural constituent of chromatin; DNA binding. Lineage: Eukaryota; Metazoa; Chordata; Aves; Anseriformes; Anatidae. Bases 435 to 845 code for a protein of 136 amino acids. The record is from RefSeq and is a predicted model, not a curated record. Gene Ontology annotation, cellular component: nucleosome. The transcript has 4 exons.
CGCCAGCUGAGGUGACGUGACUUGGGCACCGCCAUGCCUCGGGGCAGCUCCUGUGAGGGACAUCGGCCACUAUAAACCCUUCACGGCGCUCCCCCGGGGUUUCCACCGAGCCCUGAGGCCGUUUCACGCCGGUUCUGACACCGGGCAGAGGCUCCAGGGCGCUCGGGGCGGCUCCGGGACAGCCCCGCGGCGGGUCGCAAGAUGGCGCCGGGCCGCCAUCACCUCAGCCGACCUCCCUCCCCCCCCCUCCUCCCCCCCCCCCGGCGCGGUGCAUGCCGGGUAAGGAGCCCCGCCGGGAGCCCGCCAUUUUCUGUCAGGGCUGGCGGGAAAGGCGGGAAGGGAGCGAGCGCAGCCCCAGCGCCGCCGCGGGACUCCCAACGGCUCCAGCGGCCGCCGCCAGCCACGCACGUAGCAGCCCCUAGCGAGCUCCCGGCAUGGCCCGCACCAAGCAGACGGCCCGCAAGUCCACGGGCGGCAAGGCGCCGCGCAAGCAGCUGGCCACCAAGGCGGCCCGGAAGAGCGCGCCGUCCACGGGGGGCGUGAAGAAGCCCCACCGCUAUAGGCCGGGCACCGUGGCGCUGCGGGAGAUCCGGCGGUACCAGAAGUCGACAGAGCUGCUGAUCCGCAAGCUGCCCUUCCAGCGCCUGGUGCGCGAGAUCGCGCAGGACUUCAAGACCGACCUGCGCUUCCAGAGCGCCGCCAUCGGGGCGCUGCAGGAGGCCAGCGAAGCGUACCUGGUGGGGCUCUUCGAGGACACCAACCUCUGCGCCAUCCACGCCAAGAGGGUCACCAUCAUGCCCAAGGACAUCCAGCUGGCGCGGCGCAUCCGCGGCGAGCGGGCUUAGCGCCGCCGGAGGGACUUGGGGGCGGGGGGGGGGUCCUGGGGGGCUUCUCCUGCUCCCCACCCC